Emiliania huxleyi CCMP1516 is the source of this 899-nucleotide messenger RNA. RefSeq lists its product as hypothetical. NCBI's taxonomy places the organism in Eukaryota, Haptophyta, Isochrysidales, Noelaerhabdaceae. The record is from RefSeq and is a predicted model, not a curated record. The coding region runs from base 1 to 759 and encodes 252 amino acids. The transcript has 5 exons.
AUGCUGCGCGACUUUUGCGACCUCGAUGGGUACGACGCGGCGGCCAGCGACGAGUCCGUGCUCUCGCAUUCGCAGGCAUUGUACUCGGCGGCCCUAGCUGGUAAAGAUGACAUCAUGGUCGGCCGGUACGUCGCGGCAUGCCGCCAUUAUGCUAAUCAUGUGUUGCCAAGGCUGAUUUCAGGCCCCGCACUGGCCGGGGGGGUGUCAGAGAUCCACUCCAAUGCUGACAAGAUUGCAAAGAGUACGGCGCUUGCCGAACUGCGCCGCGGCAGCACGAAGGGCACCGCGGAGCGCACCUCUGGUGAUGGGGGCGACGUGCUGCUGCGUGACCUUCUCGUGGCUGAAGCAAGCACCGGCAUCCACGGGCUGCCGGACGCCGCUGACCAAUCGGCUGCGAUGGGAGCCCUCUGGAGCCGGCGCGGAAUCAACAUGCGCGGCGCUGGGCUGCACGCAAAGUACUAUGAGCUGCUCGUCGGGAACCCGGAGUGCCGGAAUGACGCAGGGGCUACCAUGCGUGCUGCUUUUGAGGCGUCGCACGCGCGCUACGUUGGCUGGUUCGGCCGAUCCUCCUUUGGGCUGGCGACGCGAUCCAUGCACGGCUGGGACCGCCUGUGCCAGCGCCCGCGCAUUGGGAGCGCGGACGGCGUGGGCGACGAGGACAUCAUGCGUGGGUGGACCUCGAUGGCGUUCGAGGUGGUCCGGCGCAUGCGUGAGACCCAGGCGGCACUCAACCUCGAGGACACCCGCAAGUCGAUCUAAUAGAGCCGAAGAAGAGUAUUCAAAUAGAUUCACAUCGGGAGAGAAUUUUAGCAAACCACUGUUGUCACAUCGGUGAGACUAGUAGAUGGGUAAAACUAAAAGGAGGGUCGCCGCCCGCGUCGGCAACGACCCCGCAAUCU